CCGAGGAGCAUUAGUGGUGGGUGCGAGAAGGCGCGUGCUGCAUUACCAACCAACUGUGUGUUCUGUUCCAUCCAUGUACAUCUACGUGUUUGCCUCCAGUUUCCGAGUUACGCACAUAUCGAAGAGAUGACUAACGACGUUAUGCGAGGCGGCUUGGUACAAUGGAAAACGGCCGAACCAUGCAACACGAUUUUGUUCCAAUGCUUAUUUCAGCACAAACAACACAUUGGAUAGCUACAACAACAACGUCUUUGCGGAUGCUACUGAAUAAACAAGCACACGAUUUUAUUGCGUUCAUACACAGACAGAGACGAUACGAAAAAAAGAAAAACAGUGGAUCAACUAAACUAUGUUACGAAAACUAUUGACCAAUGGGCAUAUCAGAUGCGCCAGGCGUUUCUCCUCGUCAAAAGCCAUACCGGAAUUAACAAAGGAUCGAUACAAUGUUAAGAGGGGUGAAUAUUCUUUAUUGACGGACGGUCAUAUGGCUUUCUUCAUGAAUCUUCUUGGACAGAACAGAGUUAUCAACGAUCCAUCGGAGUGCGAAUCUUAUAACAUUGAUUGGAUUAAAAAUGUCAGAGGUCAAAGCAGGUGCAUUCUGAAGCCGCGCACCACUGAAGAAGUGUCAAAGAUUCUCGAGUUCUGUAACGAGAAUAAAUUGGCGGUUUGUCCCCAGGGUGGUAAUACGGGAUUAGUAGGUGGUUCUGUACCAGUGUUCGAUGAGAUCGUCAUAUCUACGGCAUUGAUGAACCAAAUAGAGAGUAUAGAUGAAAUCUCAGGUGUUAUCGUUUGUCAGGCUGGUUGCAUCCUUGAGAAUAUUGAUCAACAAAUUGGAGAAAAGGGUCUCAUGGUUCCUUUGGAUUUAGGAGCGAAAGGUUCCUGUCACAUUGGCGGCAACGUUUCAACGAACGCAGGAGGUCUGAGGUUGUUGCGUUAUGGUAAUUUACAUGGAAGCGUCCUUGGAGUUGAAGCUGUGAAAGCAAAUGGCGAGAUUCUUGAUUGCUUGAGUACCCUGAAAAAGGAUAAUACCGGCUACCAUUUAAAGCACCUUUUUAUUGGCAGCGAAGGCUCUUUGGGGGUUGUCACAAAAGUGGCCAUCCAAUGUCCAACGAAGCCAAAAGCCAUAAACAUGGCAUUUCUAGGCGUCGAAUCAUUUGAUAGCGUGUUGACUACUUUCCGAAGAUGCAAGAAUGAAUUAGGAGAAAUUCUAUCAUCGUUCGAAUUGAUUGACGCUUUAUCAUUGGAUGUGGUCACCGGCCAUUAUAAAAUGCAAUCUCCAAUACCCCAAUUUCCUUUCUACAUCUUAAUUGAAACUCACGGCAGUUGCAACGAGCACGACGAAGAAAAAUUAAAUAGGUUUUUGGAGAGUGCAAUGGGAGAUGGCGUGGUGCUUGAUGGAACAGCAACCAAUCAACCCUCCAAAAUGAAGCAAUUAUGGGAGUUGAGAGAAAGCAUUACUCAAGGUUUACUCAUGGAUGGAUACGUAUUCAAGUAUGAUUUAUCCAUACCGAUUAAAGAAUUCUACGCGAUUGUCGAUGUUAUGAACGAGAAAAUCGGUAAAGAUGCCGUUAGGAUUUGCGGUUACGGACAUAUUGGUGAUUCCAAUAUCCAUUUGAAUUUAUCCUUCAAAGAGUAUAGCAAAGAGAUGCACAACAAAAUCGAGCCCUUUGUGUACGAAUACACGUCCAGUCUGAAAGGAAGUGUCAGCGCGGAGCAUGGUAUUGGAUUCAGGAAAUCGAAGUACGUGCAUUAUUCAAAGUCUCCGGCCGCUAUUAACUUGAUGCAGGACAUUAAGCGCAUGAUGGAUCCAAACAAAAUUUUAAACCCCUAUAAAGUUCUACCGGAAAGUUCUUAAUUAUUUUCUUAUGCAAGAAUAAAUAA
This is a messenger RNA of Nicrophorus vespilloides, 1881 nucleotides long. RefSeq names its product D-2-hydroxyglutarate dehydrogenase, mitochondrial-like. NCBI's taxonomy places the organism in Eukaryota, Metazoa, Arthropoda, Insecta, Coleoptera, Silphidae. Gene Ontology annotation, cellular component: mitochondrion. Gene Ontology annotation, molecular function: catalytic activity; FAD binding. The coding region runs from base 350 to 1855 and encodes 501 amino acids. The record is from RefSeq and is a predicted model, not a curated record. The transcript has 9 exons.